Messenger RNA from Corylus avellana, 1428 nucleotides. RefSeq lists its product as uncharacterized. Gene Ontology annotation, biological process: regulation of DNA-templated transcription. The record is from RefSeq and is a predicted model, not a curated record. Lineage: Eukaryota; Viridiplantae; Streptophyta; Magnoliopsida; Fagales; Betulaceae. Gene Ontology annotation, molecular function: double-stranded DNA binding.
AUGAACAAGCUUUUUUUCCAAACAAAUCAAAUGCUUCGUUUAAUUUGCGUAAAACUGCCCCAGGAAUUGAAGCACAGAGCUUCAUCCCUUACCCAUGGCCACUUCUUCUCAACUUCCUCUGUCAAACCCAUUGCAGAACUCCCUAAUUCCAAGGACCCACAAUCUUUAGUCUCCUUCCUCCAAAAAUCAUGUGGGUUGUCCUUGGAAUCAGCCAUUUCAGCUUCCAAGAAGCUCAACAUUGAGAGCCCAAAAAACUCCAACUCAGUUCUGGACCUGUUGAGAACUCACGGUUUGACUCAGACCCACAUUAGAAACUUAAUUAGCAGUCGUCCACUACUGCUUUCGGCUGAUUUAGAGAAUACCCUUAAGCCCAACAUGGAGUUGUUUGAAUCCUUGGGGUUUUCUUGCGAUAGGCUUGCGAAAAUACUUAACAAAGACCCACGUGUGAUUGAAAGUGAUGCAUACACUGUUGUUGAGUUCUUUAGAGCUCAUGGUUUCAGCGAUGAGCAAAUAUCAACUUUGACCAUGAAGCGUCCUCUAUUGUAUUUACUCAAUGCACACAAGAUCUUUAAGCCAAAGUUGGAGUUUAUCAAAUCUUUGGGCUUUUCGGAUCUUGAAAUUGCAAAGCUUUUAUCCACGGAGCCUUAUAUUCUAGAACGAAGCCUCGAAAAGCAAAUCAUUCCUUGUGUCCAAGAGCUUAGGCGGAUUCUUGGCACCGAUGAGAAUGUCUUAAAGGCUAUAAAGGCAUGCCACUCUCUACUUGAAUAUAAUGUGGAAGAAGUGGUACAGCCCAACAUGUCGAUGUUGAUAAGCCAUGGUGUACCCGAGUCAUUUGUUUUGAAAAUGUUCUUGAAUCAUCCAAGGUCGCUACUUGUGAGGAGUAAUCGGUUUAGUGAGAUUGUUAGUGAAGUUAUGAAAUUGGGUUUUGAUCCCAAUUGCGCAGCAUUUGUUGUGGCCAUCCGUGUGAUGGCAGUAAUGAGUAAGACACUGUGGGAGCAAAAGGUGGAAGCUUAUAAAAGUUUUGGUUUGUCAAAUGAUGAGAUCUAUUUGGCAUUCAAAAUGAAACCAUUGUUUAUGCUUGUUUCAGAGAAUAAGAUCAAGAAAUCAAUGGCUUUCUUUGUGAACAAGCUGAAGAUGAAGCCUUGGCUGAUUUCCAAGAAUCCUUAUAUUAUAACGCUCAGCUUGGAGAAAAGGAUUAUUCCGAGGUGUUCAGUUUUGCUACUUUUAUUGUCGAAGGGAUUUGUUACGGCAGAUACUAGCCUUGUUACGGUGUUGAAAAUGACAGAGAAAAAAUUUGUGGAGAAGUUAGUGUGCAAGUAUCAGAAUGAGGUUCCUGAUGUUGUUAUAGCACACCAAGGCCAGGUAGAGUUUCAAGGGUUCACCAUUGAUUUGACAAUGCGAGUCAUCAUGAGAUCAUCAAAUGCUUAG